Messenger RNA from Talaromyces stipitatus ATCC 10500, 837 nucleotides. RefSeq lists its product as uncharacterized. Bases 1 to 837 code for a protein of 278 amino acids. Gene Ontology annotation, biological process: proteolysis. The record is from RefSeq and is a predicted model, not a curated record. NCBI's taxonomy places the organism in Eukaryota, Fungi, Ascomycota, Eurotiomycetes, Eurotiales, Trichocomaceae. Gene Ontology annotation, molecular function: serine-type endopeptidase activity; tripeptidyl-peptidase activity. The transcript has 5 exons.
AUGGAGUUACCUGUACGGAUUGCCAUAGCUCAGAAAGGCGUCCAUAUCGGUCACGACCUUCUGAUGGAAAUAUUUGACCCCAAGUCUGAGAAGUAUAGACAUUAUUUGAGCGCAAAAGAGGUGGGCGACAUGUUCAGGCCCUCUAGUGAAUAUAUUUCCUAUUUUCGCAAAUGGCUUCGUAACUCUGGCAUUGGCCUGGAUAGACAUCCUGUCUCUGCGGGUCGCGGCUGGCUCAAGUUUAAUGCUAAUGUCCAGGAGCUGGAGUCUCUACUUCUUACGGAGUACCAUGUCUACCAACAUCAUGAGACUAGGGAAGAGCUUUACCAAAUAGAUGUUAUCUUGUUUCAAGUUGACGAUCUCAAAGCGACUGAGACCUAUCAAGGCUUUGCAAAUACCUUCCUUGACGCUAUUGACAUGUCAUAUUGCACAUUCGAAGGUGGAGAUGAUCCUCUUUUCGAUCCUCAAGAGAGAUGUGGAGCCCAAACUAUAAUCAAUGUCAUCUCCGUAUCGUACUGCAUUGCGGAAGGUGCAUACUCCUACUUUUACAUCAAUAGGCAAUGUCAAGAGUAUAUGAAGUUCGGUCUCCAAGGCUUCUCAAUCAUCUAUUCUUCCCAAGACAGCGGUGUGGAGUCUGGAGGUCGUAUACAUCCAGACAAUGUUAAUAAGACAACACUUGCGGCCAAUCCAGGUGCUUUCUCGCCUGGAUGGCCUGCUGCUUGCUCCUGUGUAACGUCUGUUGGUGCUACUAAGAUUAACCCAGGAGAGAGUUUCUCCGAGAGCGCUGCCCCAAUACCUGGCGGUGACCUUUAUUCUGGUGGAAGGUUCAGUAACCUCUGA